This is a messenger RNA of Acipenser ruthenus (sterlet), 3229 nucleotides long. RefSeq names its product eukaryotic translation initiation factor 4E-binding protein 2-like. NCBI's taxonomy places the organism in Eukaryota, Metazoa, Chordata, Actinopteri, Acipenseriformes, Acipenseridae. Bases 2 to 331 code for a protein of 109 amino acids. Gene Ontology annotation, cellular component: cytoplasm. The record is from RefSeq and is a predicted model, not a curated record. Gene Ontology annotation, molecular function: eukaryotic initiation factor 4E binding. The transcript is spliced from 3 exons. Gene Ontology annotation, biological process: negative regulation of translational initiation.
CAUGUCAGCGGGUCGUCAGCACAGUGAUAGCAGGUCCAUCCCGACCAGGACGGUGCUGAUCAGCGACACAACGCAGCUACCUCAUGAUUACUGCACCACCCCUGGGGGUACUUUAUUCUCCACCACUCCUGGAGGCACCCGGAUUAUCUAUGAUCGCAAGUUUCUGUUGGAUCGCCGCAAUUCCCCUCUUGCUCAGACUCCACCUGCUCACCUCCCUGUCAUCCCUGGAGUAACCAGUCCCAAAAAUAAAAAAGAAGAAACUAAAAAUAUGAAUAAGCACGAGAGGAAGACAGCAGCAGGAGAUGACUCUCAGUUUGAGAUGGACAUCUAGCCUGGAAGAUCCGCAGUGGAAUACUUGGCAUCGCCUGGUACCUGUGUGCCAGUGGCUUGGCUUGUAAAAUGCUGUGAGUCAUCACAGCCAUCUCAUUUAACAGCCCCUUCAAGUGCAGCAAGGAAGUUUAGUAAUGUGGCAAAACUCCCCUUAGGUUCAGCUUAUUGGUGAUAAAACUUUAUCUGUUGUAUCAUAUAGGGCUGUGCCAACUGGUUGUUAUUUCAAAACCACUUGUUGCAUUUUAUUUUAACAUAUUACCUCCUCUAAUGUGACAGAUAUGAAAAAUAUCCACCUAUAUUAUGCAUAAAGAUAGUAAAUCCCCUUGGUAUAUGUUUUUUUUUUUUUUUUUUUUAAUAAUUAAGCAGAAAGUGGACAAAUCUGUAAUCCUGUCACAGAAAAGCAAUACAUUGGUUUGCUACGUACCUUUAUCUUUCCAAGUCAAAUGAAAUACAGACUGCUAUUGCUGAAAUUAAAAUAAAUCCUUCCUGACAGGUCCACAACAAAUGCGUAUGUCAGCCUCUGAAAUAUGAGCCAACUUAAGAUCCACCUGUUUUAAAGCCAGGCGCUUAGCUUUUCAUUGGCUAUGCCUGAAACUAGUUGUUUAUUGGCUGUGAUUAAAAACCUUUUGUAUCUUUGGCAGUGAUUGUGUUUGUUCUGGAAUUGUCUGGUCUGCUAGGUUUAUUCAUUUGGUAGCAACAGUAUUUUCAUUUGAUUAGAUUUUUUUUAAGCAAGUGUUGGCAGUACUGAAUUACAUUAAACACAUUUCCAAGUGCAUAGGGGGUACUAACCAUUGUCAUUAAAAUGGGAACAGUGUGUCAUUUCAAGCACUGGAUUUCUGGAAAAUACCAAAUGCAAUCAUGAUGGAUUCUACUUUUAGCUCUCUGUAGUAAAGGUAGUGUUGUCUAGGUAAUGCUGCUACUGUCAACUGGAUUGAAUGGUUCAACAUAGAGAGAACUAGAUGUAAGUUACAGUUUAAUGUAUUGUUUUAUUUACAGUGGAUAAUUUGAUUUGUUGGUACAGCCCUGCAAAAAAUGUUUUUUUUUUUUUUUUAUAAAUAAGGCCUUUAUUUAACCAGAGGGCUUGCUUGUUAAAGAUUUUGCUCAGAUGACAACCUUGAAAGGGAUUUUUUUUUUUAACCAAAUAACCAAUAAACAGUAGUCUGGUAAAUUUAGUCAAAAAUUUAAAAAAAAAAAAAAAAAAAAGUGCCCGUUUUUAUAGAAAAACAUAAACAUUCGUUUGGAAAACAUAUUAAACAAAAUUUGUAUUACCGUUCUGGCCUGGCGUAUCUCUGACACUGCCACAUUAGAAUUGUUAGACUGUGUUUUUUGCAAACACUUUCACUAGUCUUCGAUGGAUGCAUUUUAUUUCUUGAAGUCUAAACAUCACUAUAAAAGGCAGUCCAUUCAGAAGGCCACGUCAUGGUUGGACUGACUAUACCAUUAUUUUAAGGGCACUUGCAUCUUUUAGAAAGGAGGUCCUGGUGUUUGAGAAUGUGAAUAACAAUGUUUGACUUGAAUAAUAAAAAUACUUUGUUUAUAGUUUUGAGAAAGCAGUGAUCUCAAGAUGCACUAUGUAAGUAUGACUGUGUACAUACAGUAUGCAGCAUGCUGCUACCGUGUUAGAAAGUCAUUCUAAACAAGCAUUCAAACAUGGAAACAUGUUUCAAAUCAAAGCAGAACAAAAAUCUAUGCUCACACUGGUUUAAGCCAGUAUUUUGUAAGGCCUUAAUCAUUAAAUGCAAACAUUUGAUUACAUUUUCAGAUACAUCUUGGAGAAGAAGCUUUCGCAAAAGAACUAAACAAUGUUUCGGUCACGUGGCUUGCAUUUAUAACUGGGUUUUCACUUCCAGAAUAGAAGUCAAACUAACACCUGCACUCUAACUUUUCCAGUAUGUGGUCAAAAAAGUUGUUGUUCUUGUAGGUGCAUUUUGUUUUCUUUAUCAUCAGAAAUUCAUAAUUCGUCAAUGUUAAGGUUUCAGAAAAUACCCAAAGAGAACUAAAAAAUUAUUUGAGAGAUAGUGAGUUGGGAAGAUCAUUUCUGGAAGAUGAGAAAUGAAGGAGAGGAAGAAGGCAGAAUUUAGCAAAGAGAAGUACCCUUCCUACCCCACUACAGUGGAACACUGUGGCCUUACCUUAUUUGUAUUUUGCUUCCUCUCUGCUGAUUUUCCACAUCUGGUUCCCUAAAGCUCAAAAUAAACACUCUCAAUCUGGGUUGGGCUAAAAUUAAAUGAAUAUGCUCCUUUUUCUAAGCAGUUAAAAGAAAGUUGCAGUUAUUUUAAAUUUGUGUUUGUUAUCAUUGUUGAAGACAUAAUAAAUACUCCUCUGUUGCAUUAAACACACAUGUGUUUAUACCUUUUGUUUUGAUAGAACUAAAUAAUUAAUAUAACUGAUAUUGUUAUAAAGUCAAUCCAUGUAGAGACUAAUUUAGAGGUUUCUAUUUAGGGUAACGUGUUUAUUUUUAUUUCACAAACAUGGAGGCCAGAUACAAAAAUGUUCUAGUCUUUAAUGUUUUUUCUAUUUUUGUUUUUAAAGGACAUGGAAUUGAAAUCAGCAUAUUUGUCACACUGCUAUGUAAAUGCUGGAAUCAUUUGGUUUUAUUCUCUGUCUAAUGAUCUGUGUCAUGUGAAAAAGCAUACUUUGUGUUAAAGCAGUGUUGUCUGUUUUUCUGAGCACAUAUUCCAGAUAACUGAAAACCAGCUGUUGUUGGCCUAAUUUGGCUGUAACGUUGUACAUCAUGGAGCAAACCAGAAGGAAAAAAAAGCUCUGUGUGACAUUUUUGUUUCUGUUUCAAAUUCUUUGUAACAAAACAGUGUAUUUUCAAAUGAAAUCAUGCCAAUGCCAGUGGACACUAUUACAAUUAGAUCAAUAAAAUUCCUUAGUAAUAAGGAUGUCAUAAUUA